This is a messenger RNA of Staurois parvus, 1914 nucleotides long. NCBI's taxonomy places the organism in Eukaryota, Metazoa, Chordata, Amphibia, Anura, Ranidae. The record is from the annotation of a GenBank genome assembly.
CCCUCAAGGCCCCCUCUCCCCCCACCCCCCUCUCUCUCUCCCCUCCCCCCUUCCUCUCUCUCUCUCCGGUCAAAGAAGCGAGAGAAAGAGAGAGACGGAAAGAGACGAAAGAGACCGGCAGAGAGCGCAGAGAAGGAAGGGAGCGAAGCCAAACCAGAAGCAACAGUCGAAGCGCUGGGAGAAACGCGAAAGAGAAGAGCGAAACCCGAGAGCCUUCCUUCUCUCCCUCUCUCCUCCUUCCUUCUCUCCCUCUCUCCUCCCAAGAAACGACCUCGCCUCUCUCCGAGAGUGGCAGAACAGAAAAGUUUACAUGGAGAGAACCUCCCCUCCUUCUCGAAGUGGGAGACCGAGCAGACCAGACAAGAAGGAGAGAAAGUGAAAGAACAGGAAGGAAGAGCCCUCCCUCCUUCUCUCCCCUCUCCCUCCCUCCUUCUCUCCCUCGCAGCUCCCUCUCAAGGCUCAGGAGAGACCCCACACGACACGGCAGGACUGCUCUCCCUCCCUCCUCCUUCUCUCCCUCUCCCCCCCUCCCGUUCUUCUCCUCCCUCCUUCUCUCCCAGCCACACCAGCACCCCCCAUACAACCGCUUCUCCCCUCCCCUCCUUCUCUCCCCUUCCCUCGCCUCCCUCUCCCUCUCCCUCCCUCCUUCUCUCCCCUCUCCCUCCUCCUUCUCUCCCUCUCCCUCCUUCUCUCCCUCCCCUCCUUCUCCCCCUCCCUCAAAGAAGCGGGGGGACGGGAGGGCUGAUACAGUCUCCCCCUCCCCCUCCCUCCUUCUCCCCCUCCCCCUCCCUCCUUCUCCCCCUCCCCUCCCUCCUCCUUCUUCCCCCUUCCCCCUCCCUCCUCUCCAGCCCCCCCCCUCCUCCUUCUCCCCCUCUCCCUCCUUCUCCCCCCCUCCCUCCUCCUCUCCCCCCUCCCUCCUUCUCCCCUCCAAAAGCCGGAGACAACUCCUUCUCCCCCCUCCCUCUUCCUCCUUCAUCCCUCUCCCUCCUUCACUCCCCCUCCCUCCUUCUCCCCCCUCCCUCUCUCCCUCUCCCUCCUUCUCACGGCGAUCAAAGAGUCAAUAACAGAAAAGAACCCUCUUCGAAAGACAGUCCUUCCUUCUCAGGAGAGCCCUCUCCUAUCCUCUAUCCCUCCCUCCUUCAGAGCCCACUUCCCGGAGGAACACGCACACUCUCCUUCUCUCCCUCCCUCCUUCUCUCCCCUCCCGACCUUCCCUCCCUUCUCUCCCUCCUCCUCCCUUCCCUCUCCCCUUUCUCUCUCCCAGAUGUCUACAAAACAUUACCCUUCGAGGAGGCGAAAGAACUUGGCUUGGAGAUUCAGCCUUCAAGGAAAGCAGCUGCGUUUGUCAAUGCCUUUCUAAAGCGUUGUAUACCGAAGCUGAAAAAGGUGUCGGUGGAGGAGUGGCUGCAGAGGAAGGCCGUAAUCCUGGAGCAUGUCCACAAGAAGAAGAAGAGGAAACACAACAAGGCCAAAGGACUGACCGCCAAGGAGCGCCGAGAAAUGAGGCUGUUCGAGAUCAAAGCUGACCAACAGAGAUACGACAUGUUUCUUCCUCUUCAUGAUCUUUGGAAACAGUACAUCCGAGACUUGUGUAACGGGUUGAGGCCAGACGCGCAACCACAGAUGAUCCAGAAUAGGCUUCUAAAGGCCGAUAUGCAUGGAGCGCUGGUUGUGGUAUCAAAAUCAAAGUGUCCAUCCUAUGUCGGCCUCACAGGCAUCAUUUUACAGGAGACGAAACAUGUGUUCAAAAUAAUCACAAAAGAAGAUAAACUGAAAGUUGUUCCAAAGCUGAACUGCGUCUUCAGUGUGGAAAUUGACGGAUUUAUCACGUACAUCUACGGGAGUAAGCUUCAGAUGAGAGCCAGCGAGAGGUCGGCCAAAAAAUUUAAAGCCAAAGGAAGCAUAGACCUGUAA